Rattus norvegicus (Norway rat) is the source of this 11318-nucleotide messenger RNA. It is a transcript of the gene Map3k12, whose product is annotated as mitogen activated protein kinase kinase kinase 12. Gene Ontology annotation, cellular component: cytoplasm; plasma membrane. Gene Ontology annotation, biological process: JNK cascade. The record is from RefSeq and is a predicted model, not a curated record. Gene Ontology annotation, molecular function: protein serine kinase activity; protein kinase activity; MAP kinase kinase kinase activity. NCBI's taxonomy places the organism in Eukaryota, Metazoa, Chordata, Mammalia, Rodentia, Muridae.
GUGGGAUGGAGGAGCUAGAACCCUGGACCCGACGCCUGGAGAUGGGAAGGAACGGGGAGAAGCUGAGGGAUGCGGCGGCCCAGCUUGGAGACCAAGAGCCUCCAGAGCUGUGGUGGAUUAUGCGGGGAUGAGGGUGGCUAGGGGAAGACCUAAAGGACAGCGGGCAAGAGCACGUCCUCUUUUUUCUCCUCAACCUCGGGACCGAGAGGAGGAGGGAGAGUUGUGGCCCCCUCCAGGGAAGGGAUGGAAGGGCACGGCCUAAUGUACCCACUGUCCCCCUCCCCCACUUCUGCACCUAAUAGGCUCGACCUGAAAAUUAGGCUGCACCUACUCCUGCGUGCCCUGUCCGGGCCCUCUCCCUCCCUUCCAUCUGUAAUGCCUCUAAUCUCCUGCUGUGGCAUUCCCUACCUUCCAGCUGUUGCACCCCCCUCCCCCAUUUGGAUGUGGUUUUCUCUCUCUCUUCUGCCCUGCUCUCCUCUGGUUUCCUUAACCCAUUUCCCAGGUCAGGCGCCUCAAAAACCUCCUUUUUCUCACACACUCACCAAACUCCUUGACUUACAAUCUUGGUAGGCAAGGCUUUGGCUGACGGUGGCAAGGGAAGAAGGGGUGGGCUCCAUAAACAGUAGUAGGAACGCAGGGAGGAGCCUUGUAGCUUUCUGUCUUCCGCCUCUUUGGCCUUCAACCAAAAGAGCAUGCACAUGAGUUCUUUCACACCCCAGGUGCCCGGAACCUCACUCUGAACCUCCUCUCUUCCUCCAAUUCUCCGGGCUGCCCCAUGGUUUUCAGGCAGAGGGUCAUCCCAAGCUUACACCAGUAGCAAGAAUUUGGGAAGGAAAGAAACCAAGUUCCCUCUGAGCCUUGCUGUCCAGACAUUGAUAUUUACAAGUUCAAGAGCGCAGCCAUCUCUUGUCUCACGUUUAAGGAGGGAAAGGUAUCAGGACCUCAAGCCGACCCCAACCAACUGUUGACUUCCAGGAAGACCCCAAGGUCUAACAUUUGUGAAGUCGGAGAUCGUUGGUGGGCAGAGGUGGAAGAUGGACAGUGUGGCUCAGGUUUCCUAGGCUUCCUCACAAAAGCAAAAACCCUGUAAAGGGCAGUUAUUGCUCUGAGGAAGGCCCUGGGGUGUGGGGGAAUAAUAAAGUGACAGAGACCAUGAAAUUGUAGCACCCACCUCUGCCAGCGGAAACCAUGUUGGCUUCAGGAGAGUUUAUCCAUUUGACCCUCCAGAAAGCCUGGUCAUGUGUGCACUGGGUGAGGGGCCAUGCUGUUCUGGGGAGUAGAACUCCAGGGAAGAGCCCUGAUCUUGAGUUUUAUCUCUUUACUCAUGGUAUUAUAUACUCCGGGCAAGCUUUUUACCACCAAACUAAACCAGCGGCUUCUCUCUCUCUCUCUCUCUUUUUUUUUCCAAAAAUUUUAUUUUGAGAUGAAGUGCCACUAUGUUGCCUCUCAGAGCUUGAACUUUAAACUCUCUUGCCUCAGCCUUCUAAAUAGCUGAGCCUCUGAGGCCUGAGCUAGCAGGUAAACAAAGGAAGAGCAGAGCAUGGUGACUGGUACAGGCUUUUAGCCGCAGCACAGUGGAGGCAGAUGGAAACAAGUGGAUCUCUGAGUUCGAGGCCAGCCUGUCUAUACAACAACUUUCAGAGUAGUCAAGACUACAUUGAGUCUGUCUCAACAAACUAAAAUGAAGAGACCGCUUUGUUUCAGGGUCUGGGGUGUGUGUGGUUCAGUUGGUAAAAAGUUCCUGACAAACAUGGCCCUGGGCUUGACCUGUAGCACUGCAUAAAGAAAGCCUACUAUGGUGCUUCAGUUCCUCCUAUACUGGGAAGCAGAGGCAGGAGCUCAUGGUCAUAUUUGACCAUGUUGCAAGUUCAAGGCCGGUCUGGGUGACAUAAGACCUUGUUUCCAAAAAAGGGAAAGAAAAAUGUUUUUUUCUGUAUGUUUUGUGUGAGAAACAUCAUGACUGCCGUCUAUAGAGUACAUCCUAUACUGUGCCAGAUCUCUAGGCCAAGAACUGCUUUUGGUUACUUCAUUGAUGCCUAUAACACCCAUCAGGUUACACUGUCAUCACCGUAGGGAUGAGGAACUGAAAUGAGUUAGUUUUUCAAGACCCAUUAGACAGUCUUGGCGGCCUAUUUCAGCAAUCAGUGAGCUAAAUGGUCAAUAGCACAGAGAGGACCAGGAUAUUGAGGCUCAGCAGAGCAUGAACGCAAACACCAAAUGCAGAGGCCAGGGGAUCUCUAAGUUUGAGACUACCCUGGGCUACACAUCAAGUUCCAACCUAGCCAGGGCUACACAGUGAGAGCCCCCCACCCCACCCCCCUCUCUCACACAGAUACACACACACAGAAGGAAAGAAAUCAGCAUGUGGUUAGAGUGGGACUUGCAGUAGCUAGGCCUGUCCCACAGCCUCGUGUACGACUGACAUAGGUACCACCGUCCCCAUGUGGAUGUAGAACAGAUGUUGGCAGGCCUCACAUACUACAGGCCACCCAGCCAAUUAGAAGCAGCCCUGGCCUUUGCUGGCCCUGAGGCCUAGACCAGGGGCAUGAGUGGCUGGCUAUUACUCAAACUUCAUUUUUUUUUAAUUAAAAAACAUGUAAAAACAAAACCAUCACAUUUUGUACUAAAAGAAACUCAAAAUUAUUACUGAAAUAAUAUAAACAAGCCAAAGAAGUGAGUUGGUAACCUACAUGCGGUCCAAGCCUGUAAUGCCAGCACUUGGGAGAAGAGACAGGAGCUCAAGUCUGGGUUGUGCUAUUUGAGACGUUGUCUUAUUUAAAGAAUUGUGAUAUUUGUGCUUUCACCUAUUACCUUUUUAUUAAUUUUUUUUAAAUUUAUGGACAUUGGUAUUCUGCCUCACUGUAUGUCCACAUGAGGGAGUCAGAUCUUCUGCAACUGGAGUCAGUCAUGAACUGGGUACUGAGUUGAACCCAGUUACUUUUGGAAGAGCAGCCGGUGCUUUUUAACCACUGAACCAUCUCUCCAGCCCCCUUCCCUGUUACUUUUCUUUUUAAGAUUUAUUUUAUUUAUGCGAGUACACUGUCUUUAGACACACCAGAAGAGGGCAUCGGAUCCCACUACAGAUGGUUGUGAGCCACCAUGUGGUUGGUGGGAAUUGAACUCAGGACUUCUGGAAGAGCAGUCAGUGCUCUUAACCGCUGAGCCAUCUCCCCAGCCAUGCUGUUACGUUGUUUUAAAGACAGAGUCUCACUGCAUAGCUUAGGUUGGCCUUGAACUCAAGAUGCACCUGCCUUAGGCUCUCCGUUUGCAGGCGGUCUUAGCCCACAGGGCUCCUUUCAGAUAGCUGUGCAUGCGAGUUCAGCUCCGGCUCUGUAGAUGCAGCUUCUCCAGGCUUGACUGACUGUGAGAGACUCCACCACCCAUGGCACCUGGUCCUUCUCUCUGCUUUUACCAUCUGAGCAAGGAUGAGAGUUAAUCUCAGCCAUGCCUUCAGAAGGGCUGACAGUAUUGCUUCAUUAACCAGAGGGAACCAGCUAGGGGGUAAGGAUGAGGUGCAGGGCUCCUGGCCUUCCCCAGUCUGCAGAGGCAAGACAGCAAAGACGGAAUCUCCAGCAUGUCCAUUGUCACGUGACCACUGAAACCUGAAAUUAUCAUUGGUCCUGGGGUAGCAAAAGGUCAGAGACCAAGUCUCCCUCUUUUCUGAUUGAGCAGGUGAGCCAGCCUCCCUGGAGUCCACAAAGGCCUGUAGUCUAGCUAGCUGGGAAGACAAAACAGAGCUAGGAAAGUGAAAGGCACAGCUCACUGUGCCCCAUCUCCUUUUCCUACCCCUCCUCGGCCUUUAAGGCCAGGUAGGAGUCUCCCGGGGACUUGACUUAAGGCAGGGCUGCUGCAUCAACUCUUGUCCCUGAGCAGCCCAGCCCAGGCCCUUCCCUCACCUUACUGGCAGAAAUAUGGUAAUAGGGAACCCCCGUUCUCAAAAGGUAACUCCCUAGUCAAAGACAAGGCUUAAGAAAGUGGGUGUUGUUUACAUGUGGGGAGAACUGUGGGGUAAGGACGAUGGAUCCUGUCAGAAGGGGAGGUAAAUCUGCAGGCAGGCAGAAGGCACAGCCGCAUCCAUCAGAAACAUCUACCCUUCAAGGUCUCUCAAAGGUAGAGAACCAGGAAUCCCAGGCCAUGGCCACUUUCCUCUCUGCAACUUCUCAAACUAAGUAGAAGAGAGUGGGAUAUCCCAGCCUGCAGGAAAAUGAUGUCCAAGAAGGCAGGGAUAGUUCAGUGUAAGAACUCAAGGCAUGGACAGAUGGCCACACCUCUAAGCAGAGCCUCCAGAGCUGGUCACCACAUAACACAAGCCAUUGGAUUCUGCUGUUAAAGCAAGAGGGAGCAAGAGAGGGGCUGGGGAUUUAGCUCAGUGGUAGAGCGCUUACCUAGGAAGCGCAAGGCCCUGGGUUCGGUCCCCAGCUCCGAAAAAAAAAAGAACCAAAAAAAAAAAAAAAAAAAAAAAAAGAGGGAGCAAGAGAGAAUUCACCUGCUACAGCCUCCUCUGGCAGGAAAGCCUAGGAGGAAUGAGGGAGAGGUGAGGGUGACUUACAUACAGGCCCUAACUCUGUAGCCUUGUGGGACCCUGAAUGAACCAUCGGUAAAAUGGGAGAGCUGGCUGUCAUUAGAGCCUCUCCCUUGGUAGAUAAGGGCAGGGACCACUCUGUUCCCUUGCAGUCUGACACAGAUGCGGCCCACCCGUAAUUCUUGUGAUUCAGAGUGACAGACAAAUCCCUCCUCUAUGCACCCAGGCACUGCAUAAUUGAUGGCCAGGGAGACAGGUUCCCUCCCCCAAGGUGACCGAAUGUCUGGGCCUGGGGCUUCUAGUCUGCCACCCCCAAAGGCCAGGCGCCAAGACCCAGCUGGGGUCAAGGAGACACAGCUGGUGGGUCAGGAAUAAAGGAAACAGAAAGGGGGUACAUUUGCUGAGAAAGAAGAAUCUCCCAUUUACCACAGCUCCCUGGGGACCCUCGGCCCUCCCUGUCUUCUUUCAGGUCAAGCUGGAAGAUCUGUCAGCCCGAGGGCGGUAGGGUAGCCUGACCAUAGUUGAGUAACCUACCUGAGUCUCCCAGCUUCUUCAGCCAUUGCCACUGCCCUAUAAGGCGAGCAUGUGGAAGGAAUGGCUUCUCUAUGCUCGUCCUUCCCAGCUGCUAGCCCUGGAUACCACAGGGCCCUCUAGGGAUGCCUGUGUGAUCUGAGGCAGGCAGAGCUGCAAACUGAUUCUGAGGAUGUUAUCCUCUCUAUGACUAAACUAAGCCCAGAUUUGGGGGGGGGCGGGGGAGGGGCACAAACCACUCUAAAAGGCCUGGUGGUGUGAUACCCCAAACUCAGGAAGGGAGAAGCGGUCUGUGUUUUUCAUCUCGAUCUUGCAGGGUUCUCUGCUUUUCAAAACCAUCUUUUCAGGCCAUCCUCCAGGCUUGAAGCUGUUGGCCAGUCUCUCACCUAGUUCCUUUGACCGUCCUUUUCUCCUCACCCCAUCUCCAUUUCUUAACUUCUGUGUGGUACCGUACCCCAAAGCAACACCUCGAGUCCUCCCCUCCAAUCCCAGCCCCUCUUCCUCCGCCAGGUGCCUGCCUAGCCCAAAUAACUGCACGCCGAGGUCAGAGAAGAUGGGCUUCAGAGCGCACAGGUGGGGAUGAGUUCAGCGCCCGCACCUGCAUGCAGGCAGCAAGCUCAGCCUUCCCUCCUCAGUCUGCCCAGGUCAGGGGCGGGUUCCUGCGCGGCCCCGCCCCUGCCUCAUGUUCACGUGACCCUGGGCUAAUCUUGUCCCGGUGACUUCACGGGCCCAGUAGUCAUGGUUACGCCGCAGCGCCCAGCCCUUCCCCCAGCCGGCUGUGCUCUCUUCUCCCCUCUUGGACCCCUCCCACAGCCGCGCCCCCAGCCCCGCACCACGUGACGGUCGGGAAGGAGGUCGACGGGGAUGGGGCGCCGUGGCUGUAACCCCUUCCACUCCGCUUGCCGCGGUGACGUCCUGGUGGCCGGGCGGUCCAGCAGGUGGGCCGAGAGCAUGCGAGAGAUCCAGCCUUGGGGCCUUGGUGAGGGAGGCGGAAGCCUUGGGGUCGUUUGCAGGAAAUUCUCCGGGCCUUGGAUCCCCUGGAACUGGAGUUAUAGGGGUUGUGAGCAUCAUGUGGAUGCUGGGAAUGGAACCCCAGUCAUCUCGAAGAACAACAAAGUUUCACUCUGUAGCCCAGGCUGGCCUGAAACUCACUGUGAAACCAGAGAUGACCUUGGACUUCUGAGCCUCUCACCUCCAUUCCUGAGUGCUGGGACUGCUGGGCCCGCUACUCAGCACACCUGGCUCCAGAGGCCAUGGCCUGCCUCCAUGAAACCCGAACACCCUCCCCUUCCUUUGGAGGCUUUGUGUCUACUCUAAGUGAGGCCUCCAUGCGAAAGCUGGAUCCAGACACUUCAGACUGCACCCCUGAGAAGGACCUGACACCUACCCAAUGUGUACUUCGAGAUGUUGUGCCUCUCGGUGGGCAGGGUGGAGGAGGGCCCAGCCCCUCCCCAGGUGGAGAGCCUCCUCCAGAGCCUUUUGCCAAUAGUGUCCUGCAGCUACAUGAGCAGGAUACAGGUGGGCCAGGGGGAGCCACCGGGUCACCUGAGAGUCGAGCAUCUAGGGUUCGAGCUGAUGAGGUACGUCUGCAGUGCCAGAGUGGCAGUGGCUUCCUUGAAGGUCUUUUUGGCUGCCUGCGCCCUGUCUGGACAAUGAUUGGCAAAGCCUACUCCACAGAGCACAAGCAACAGCAGGAAGACCUUUGGGAAGUCCCCUUUGAGGAAAUCCUGGACCUGCAGUGGGUAGGCUCAGGGGCUCAGGGUGCCGUUUUCCUGGGACGCUUUCAUGGGGAGGAGGUAGCUGUGAAGAAGGUUCGAGACCUCAAGGAGACCGACAUCAAGCAUCUUCGAAAACUGAAGCACCCCAACAUCAUCACUUUCAAGGGUGUUUGCACACAGGCCCCGUGCUACUGCAUCCUCAUGGAGUUCUGUGCCCAAGGACAGCUGUAUGAGGUGCUCAGGGCGGGCCGCCCCGUUACCCCCUCCUUGCUGGUUGACUGGUCCAUGGGCAUCGCUGGAGGCAUGAAUUACCUACACCUGCACAAAAUCAUCCAUAGAGACCUGAAGUCACCCAACAUGCUAAUCACAUACGACGAUGUGGUGAAGAUCUCAGACUUUGGCACUUCCAAGGAGCUGAGUGACAAGAGCACCAAGAUGUCCUUUGCAGGGACAGUAGCCUGGAUGGCUCCUGAAGUGAUCAGAAAUGAACCUGUGUCUGAGAAGGUUGACAUCUGGUCCUUUGGGGUGGUGCUUUGGGAAUUACUGACUGGAGAGAUUCCCUACAAAGAUGUAGACUCCUCAGCCAUCAUCUGGGGUGUGGGAAGCAACAGUCUUCACCUGCCUGUACCCUCUAGCUGCCCAGACGGCUUUAAAAUUCUGCUUCGCCAGUGCUGGAACAGCAAACCUCGGAACCGCCCAUCAUUCCGACAGAUCUUGCUGCACCUGGACAUCGCCUCGGCUGAUGUGCUCUCUACACCCCAGGAGACUUACUUUAAAUCCCAGGCAGAGUGGCGGGAAGAAGUAAAACUGCACUUUGAAAAGAUUAAGUCAGAAGGGACCUGUCUGCACCGCCUAGAAGAGGAACUGGUGAUGCGGAGAAGGGAGGAGCUCAGACAUGCCCUGGACAUCAGGGAGCACUAUGAGCGCAAGUUGGAGAGAGCUAACAACUUGUACAUGGAACUGAAUGCCCUCAUGUUGCAACUAGAACUCAAAGAGAGGGAAUUGCUCAGGCGAGAGCAAGCUUUAGAAAGGAGGUGUCCUGGUCUACUGAAGUCACACACGUCCCGAAGCCUCCUACAUGGAAACACGAUGGAGAAGCUCAUCAAGAAAAGGAAUGUGCCACAGAAACUGUCACCCCAUAGCAAAAGGCCAGAUAUUCUCAAGACAGAGUCUUUGCUACCUAAACUAGAUGCAGCCCUAAGUGGGGUGGGGCUUCCUGGGUGUCCUAAGGGCCCCCCUUCACCUGGGAGGAGUCGUCGUGGCAAGACCCGUCACCGAAAGGCCAGCGCCAAGGGCAGCUGUGGAGACCUGCCUGGGCUUCGUGCAGCUUUGCCACCCCAUGAGCCUGGAGGACUAGGAAGCCCAGGAGGCCUAGGAGUGGGCCCUACAGCUUGGGAUGCCUGCCCCCCUGCUCUCCGUGGACUCCACCAUGACCUUCUACUUCGGAAGAUGUCUUCAUCAUCCCCAGACCUGUUAUCAGCAGCACUGGGAGCCCGAGGCCGAGGGGCAACAGGGGGAGCUCGGGAUCCUGGCUCACCACCUCCACCCCAGGGUGAUACUCCUCCAAGUGAGGGAUCAGCUCCUGGUUCCACCAGCCCAGAUUCACCUGGGGGAGCUAAAGGGGAACCACCUCCACCAGUAGGGCCUGGAGAAGGUGUGGGGCUGCUGGGAACUGGAAGGGAAGGGACUACAGGCCGGGGAGGAAGCCGGGCUGGGUACCAGCACUUGACCCCCGCUGCGCUGCUGUACAGGGCUGCUGUGACUCGUAGUCAGAAACGUGGUAUCUCAUCUGAAGAGGAAGAAGGAGAGGUCGACAGUGAAGUAGAGCUACCCCCAAGUCAAAGGUGGCCUCAGGGCCCGAACAUGCGUCAGUCACUAUCUACGUUCAGCUCAGAGAACCCAUCAGAUGUGGAGGAAGGUACAGCUAGUGAGCCUUCCCCAAGUGGCACACCGGAAGUUGGCAGCACCAACACUGAUGAGCGACCAGAUGAACGGUCUGAUGACAUGUGCUCACAGGGUUCAGAAAUCCCACUGGACCUACCUACUUCAGAGGUGGUCCCUGAACGUGAAACCAGCUCCUUGCCCAUGCAACACCAGGAUGACCAGGGCCCCAAUCCUGAGGACUCAGACUGUGACAGCACUGAAUUGGACAACUCCAACAGCAUUGAUGCCUUGCGGCCCCCAGCCUCCCUUCCUCCAUGAAAGACACUCUUAUUCCUUGUACAUAGAGAAAUAUUUAUAUAAAUAAUAUAUAUGCGCCACAUAAUCAACAGAUAGACGGGGCUUUCUUAGCCGUAAGUCAGGCUUCAGAGUGAACGACGCCCCUGACCAAUUAAGUUCUAGGGACACUGGCAGCUGUGGAAAUGACUCCAAGUACUACCCUAGAGCUGUAAGGAAAGGACACCGGUCCCUUCUUGCUUCACCCCAUUCCUUAUGUUGAACAAGCAAGUAGGCAUAGAAAAGCCAGGCUUGUCUCUACACUGUCUGUCCCUAAACAUGGGGGGCAGGAAGAGGAUUCACUUAAAACUGCACUUUUAUUUUCCGUUUACUGUUUACACAUUUUGCACUUGGGAGGAGGGAAACUAAGGCUGGGUCCUAGGUCCUCCCUCUGAGGUUUCUCAGGUGGCAAUGUAACUCAUUUCUUUGUUCCUGUUUCUCUGCCAAAGCCCUGGCUUUGGGCCCAGAGGCAAGUUAGAAGAUUAAUAGCAUGUGAUGGCUCAGGCUGAAGAACUGGGUGCUGGUUAAGUCCCCGCUGUUAUCUGGUGCCUGGUAGGGGUGGGGACUGUCAUAUUGUAACCCCUGUGAACAACCCUGAAAUAUAACCACUCCAUGCAGGCCCAACUGUCGAGGGUUUUCUUGGUGAAUGAGUGGAGUGGUAAUACAUGGAUUAAGUCUUGGAUUUAAGAUUUUACCUGAGGAAUUUGGAUAAGUUACUUUCUAAGUUAACAUAAAUGGCAGCAGGUAAACUUUUCUAAAUGAUUUCAGGACAAGAACACAAGGUCUCACAACACCUGUGGAGAAAACUAAAUGAUUACUAGACUUUAAAAUUAAAGUAUGCACGAGGCAGUGAUUCUCAAGCUUCCAAUCGACACCUUCCUGUCCCAGCUCCAUAAAUGCACUGUACAAUGCUGCUGUACAAUCCCAGGGUAAGUGUGACUGUCAGUCUUCAGAGGCCACCCAGGAUCAUGGGGGGGAAAAGAUUGAGGGCAAAUUACAAAAAAAAAAAAAAAAAAAAAAAAAAAAAGGGAGUGGUAAAAAAGGAAGUCCACUAAUUCUAUUUAAAUGGAAUCAGGGCUCUAUAAAAAUAGUAUCAGACAGGAAUAACACCCGCAUAAGUCACUGUGGCAUCCAGUUUCUAUUCACAAAGAAAAAGCUCCAGUCCAUCUUUUAAUUCUUUUUUUGAAAAAUUCCUGACAUUACAGAACUAAACUGAAAUGUAUUAAUAAUCCACUCUUACAUUUCCAUGACAAACAAAAAUUCAUGAGCCAAAAAAAAAAAACAAAACAAAACAAAAAAGGGGGAGAAGCUUAUAAAACUAAAUAUGGAUAUCUCAGCGUAACUGCUGAACAGAGAAAAGAAUUAAAACACUUUAAUUAAAAAAUCAUGAGUGGAUGAUAAAGUGUGUAGAAACUGAAAAUUUACAAACUAUUUAAAACCUGGAAUCGCUGACUGUUCAGAAACUACACAGAUGGAUCAUGGGUGGUGGUGAACAGCAGAAAGGGAUUAUGGAUGAAUCUGCUCUGUUCUAGCUGCUCCCCAUGCCACCUGUCUCCGAGGAAAGCCUGUAAAACAGAAACAAGAGUAAAGUCAGUUUACCUGGCUAUAAUCAGUAGUUCAUUACACCAGAGUAUCUCAAGGUUUCCUAGAUUAACUCGUACUGUGAUGUUUAAGGCUGUGUGUGUGUUCUCAGAAGAGCAUAACAAAUAAGUGUUUUAUUCUUUGGAAACUGAAAGCAUUUCUAGAGAACAUUAGACUUCAAGAAGUUGAUCCUAUCAUGUGUUUUACACUAGAACAGCCUACCAAUGUGAAGCAGUUUUGUGUUGGGAGCAUUAACACAUCUGAAGAUAUUAAUAGUGUGUUACAGGGAGGAGCAGAAAUAGGAACUACAGUGAAGAAUUCAGAACAAAUACUAACAGGAAAACAAGUAUCAGGACUUCAGUUCCUUAGCUCACUCUUCAAAAUCCAAAACCUGUGGCCUUCCUGUGCCACAUCUUCCUUAUACACAGGCCUGGCUACGGUGCCUUUCUACUUGUUUCAAAUAGGUCAGUUAAGGUCCUGGAGUACAAUUAAGCUUUGAGAUAAAGUUAUUCACUAUCUUUGGACAGCAGCAAAAUUUCUCCUUCUGAAGAUAACUGGAGGUGUAGUCUCAGUCCUACACCAUAAACUUAACUUGCUUAACUUCUCAAAGAGCUGACUGACAUCCAUUCAUGAUGUUUGGUUAGUACCAUGUGCACUAAAUGUACAAAUACCAUAGGGGAAGGGGUAUGUCCCAGAAACCAGAGAAGUCAUUCUUCAAUUAAAAGCUGUGUUUUCUUUAAAGUCAGAAA